GAGGCCAACAGCUGCGGUGGCGAAGAACGAACACCCACUAGGACAUUCUCAUGCCGGAAGGUGACGACAAGGAUCAGAUGCAGGUCGCCGAGACGGCAGCGCCGGCGUCGGAGGCUAGCCUGGUGCCUCAGCAGGGGGGCCCGUCGGUGGCCGUAGCGGAGGUGGAGUCGGCGGAACAGAAGGCCACGGAGAGCUUGCAGGACCGCCUCAACGUGCAGUCCCUGCCGAUCCGCGCGUACCUCGACCAGACCGUGGUGCCCAUCCUGCUCGACGGCAUGUCCGCGCUUGUGAAGGAACGCCCGCCGAACCCGGUGGAAUGGUUGGGAAACUACCUCUUGCGGAACAACCCGCAAAGCGCUCCCCCAGCGGCGAACUAACAGGACGCGUCUUUUCUGCGUGAUGCAUGGAAAAUUAGUUGCAGGGGGUGUGGAAACGGGAAAAGGCGCCGCAGGGGAGAGGCCGUGACUUGGCUUGAACCCUCAGAGAGAAGGUGGUGUCUUAUUGUUUCCCGUGUCUGACGUUACUCUUGACGGUCUCUCUUGUUGUUUUUGUGCUUUGUCUAUGUAGCUCGGAUGUCAUCGUGGUUGUAGGGUAAAUAUCAAAAUAGGCUUGUGUGUGCGCUGCAGCGGCGCGAGCGGCUCGGCCUCUGCCCGAACGGCGUACGAGUGCGUAAGUUUUUGCGUUCGUUUUGCGGAAUGAAGAAUGGCCUUGGGUCCUCGGCGGUGGUGGCUAUUGUACUGCUGCUAAGCUUGCUGCGCGUGUGGGGGGGGCCGCGGUGUGGGGGGGGGGCAGCUAUGCGAAGUGUGUACAGAGACCGCAGUGAGGCACCCUCUCCCUCUGAGGUUUGGUGCAGGAAGGAAAGUGAAACAUUUCUUGAGACGGCGGAGCGUCGCUGACGGUUCCCUGCUUGCCCUUCCGUUGUGCUACCCGCUGCCCCUGCGUUCGGGGCCGUGCCAGCACAUGGCUCGGCGGGAGCGCCACGCUUACCCGUGGGCCGUUUGGCGCUUGGGCAAUUGGUGGGCGCGGCGUGUCGGGUAGUACGUACGUUCUAGGCGUUGUUCCUGGGUUGUCUUCUGAUAUUUCAAUACAGAUUUUAUUUUCCCGUGGAAUAAUAUGAUCCGGUACGUCAUAUGCCCCGGAGUAUGGCGCCCCUCGCCCGAAGCAGCUGAUGGCUUGGCGCCCUUGCUUUUUAUGCACACACCCGGUUCGGCAUGGCACAGCCUUUCCAAGCACUGCUGCCAUGGAGUGGUUGCUCAACAGAAUGGUUUGCCCAUCGUUUGUCGCGCUCGCUGAGCAAGCUCCCUUCUUGUUGUCGCGAGAACCGGGCCAUCUGGUCGGAAACUUGCACCAGGUGCUUUUCUGUGGGCCCUCGUCGUGACCGUCAAUCUUCAUCUUCUUCUUAGAGCUACUGCUGAAGGAAGAACUACUAACUAGGUGUGUGCCAGCUAUGUUAACGAGCGCUUGCCCGGCGAGACGGGGAGGAAGGUGACAGACACAAUAAUAUAUUUUCACAUUCACAAGCACUUGUCCUGGGUGGCAGACGGUCGUUUCUGACCUACGGAUAAGC
Messenger RNA from Ectocarpus sp. CCAP 1310/34, 1567 nucleotides. The record is from the annotation of a GenBank genome assembly. Lineage: Eukaryota; Phaeophyceae; Ectocarpales; Ectocarpaceae.